Sycon ciliatum is the source of this 3861-nucleotide messenger RNA. RefSeq lists its product as uncharacterized. The record is from RefSeq and is a predicted model, not a curated record. Bases 1 to 3861 code for a protein of 1286 amino acids. Gene Ontology annotation, biological process: DNA integration. Lineage: Eukaryota; Metazoa; Porifera; Calcarea; Leucosolenida; Sycettidae. The transcript has a single exon. Gene Ontology annotation, molecular function: nucleic acid binding.
AUGUCUUCUGCAAAGUUCCCACUCCCCGGCGCUUUCGACUUCUCAGCGCCAGAAGCAUGGCCAACCUGGAAAGCCAGGUUCGAAAGAUUUCGCUCCUUGACCAAACUGGACGAGUCAGACCAGCCACGCCAGGUGGAUACGCUUGUUUAUUCCAUGGGUCCCGAGGCCGACCCGAUUUUCGAGUCUUUGAACCUGUCGGCGGAGGACAAGAAGAAAAUUGCCCCUGUCCUUUCAGCAUUCGACAAGUAUUUUCGGCCUGGCGUGAACGUGAUCCACCAGAGGACUCUUUUCGAGCACUGCGUGCAGUCCCCAGGGGAAACUGUCGAAACGUAUGUCCGCCGACUACGAGCCGCCGCCAAGUACUGCGCAUUUGAUAAACCUGAUGAGAGAAUCCGAGACCGACUCGUAGCUCACAUGACGAACAGAGAAGUUUCAAAAAAGCUACAGCUCGAGGAUCACACCUCACUGGACUUGGAAACAGCCGUGAGUCUUGCUCGGAAAACGGAAUCCGUGAAUGCUGAAGUCGCCCAGCAAUCUUCCUUGGACGGGCAUCUCGGCAAGCAAGCUGCUGCAGCUAUAACUAGUCGCGCUCGAGGCCAUGGACAGCGCUCCUCGCCUGCAUCCAGCAAGUCGUCUAGUAAGAAAUCGUACCAAUCGUCAAGUGGAAACUUUCGCAAGUGCUUGUGGUGUGGUUCUUCAAAGGAUCACAAGGCAAACCGCGAUGAAUGCCCAGCGAAGUCAAAGACGUGCUUGACUUGCCAGAAGACAGGCCACUUCGCGUCAGUUUGUCGUAGCAGUUCCAAUGGUUCUGGACGCGCUGCACAUGCUGCGUCGACGACAGGACAUGACGAAGACCCAGCACACUUUCUGGGAGCAGCCUCGACUCAAAGUAACAGUGCUGACGCACCCUGGACUGUGCAGCUCCGUGUGUGUCACGCGGACGUCAAUUUCAAGAUCGACACAGGCGCAGACCUGAAUAUCUUGACCCGUGACUGUUUCCACACACUGCCAGAACGACCAGCACUCAGUCCCACCAAGUCUCAUGUCACCGGAGCAGAUGGCAAGAAGCUUGACAUUGAUGGCGAAUUCAGUACUGAGGCUACCCUGCAUGGUGUCUCGUACUCCAUCACACUCCUGGUCAUUGCCACUGGUGGUGUCAACCUGCUAAGCCGCCAAACCUCGCAGAGAAUGGGUCUAGUCCAGCGAGGCCACAUAGGUGUGUCAACUGCUAGCCCUGCCCUUGGUUGCAUGCUCGGCGACCCAGUGAAGAUUGAGCUUCGCCCCGAUGCAAAGCCAUACAACUGCGUCAACGCACGCCGGGUGCCCAUCCAUAUCCGCCUCAAGGUUCGUCGCGAGCUGGAACGGAUGGAAACUGAGGGGGUGAUAACGAAGGUAGAACAGCCGACAGACUGGUGUGCGCCGAUGGUCCCGGUGUUGAAGCCGAAUGGCAAUGUCCGAGUGUGUGUCGAUCUGAAAAAGCUCAACGCGAGUGUCAAACGGGAGCAUUUUCCGUUGCCUACUGUGGACGACACGCUGGCAAAGCUUAAUGGGUCAACCAUUUUCUCCACACUCGACACCGCAUCUGGUUUCUGGCAAAUUCCCCUGUCAGAAGAAGCCUCCAUGUUCACCACGUUCAUCACCCCGUUCGGCCGGUUCAAGUUCGAACGCCUGCCGUUCGGAAUCACCAGUGCUCCGGAAAUUUUCCAGCGCCGUCUCCAGCAGCUCCUCGGUGACAUCCCGAAUGUGGCCGUAUUCAUUGACGACAUCAUUGUGUAUGCUGCGACGAUGAGUGAACACGAUGCUGCCCUCGAAGCCGUCAAGCAGCGACUCAUAGACGCCGGUCUAACGCUCAAUCCGGACAAGUGUCGCUUCCGCCGCACGUCACUGAAGUACCUGGGCCACCAGAUCAGUGACAAGGGUGUCAACCCAGACCCAGCUAAGCUCGAAGCCAUAGAGAAGCUCACAGUGCCUAGCGAUGUCGACGAACUCCGUCGUGCACUAGGGUUGAUCACCUAUCUGUCUAAGUUCCUGCCCGAGCUGUCUACCGUUGCUGCGCCGUUACGCGACCUGCUCUGCAAUGACACUGCAUGGCAGUGGACUGCUGCGCACACCGAAGCCUUCAACCGCCUGAAGCAACUCGCCGCAGACGCACCAUGCCUCUGCUACUAUGACCUGGAAGCACCCACUUUGCUGACUGCUGACGCCAGCAGCUACGGUCUAGGUGCUGCUCUUCUCCAGUUCCAGAAUGGUGAAUGGAAGCCGGUAGCAUAUGCCUCGCGCACACUAUCAGCCGCUGAGAAACGCUACGCCCAGAUAGAGAAAGAGCUCCUAGCCACUGUCUGGGGUUGCGAACACUUCCACCAAUAUCUGUACGGUGGACCGCGUUUCACUGUUCACACCGACCACAAGCCGUUGGUCCCGUUAAUCAACAGUCGCGAUCUGGACCGUGUGCCACUCCGGUGCCAACGCCUGUUGAUACGUCUGAUGCGCUACGACGCGCAGGCCGAGUACGUUCCUGGCAAGAACAUGGUAGUAGCUGACACUCUGUCCAGAGCCCCCUUGCCUACAGCACCCGUCAAGGAAUCGGAGCUUCACGGGGACUCCGAAGCGACAAUAGCGGCAGUCCUCGCCUCUCUCUGCAGCCCAGAGAAGGAGCACGAGCUUGUAGAAGCAACCGCCAAUGAUGUCACGCUACAGAAAGUACAGCACUACACACUCCACGGCUGGCCAGCUCGAGUCCCCGCUGACUUGGAACCGUAUCGCAAUGAGCGCGCUUCACUGUCUACUCAUGGUGGCCUCCUCUACCAUGGAUUCCGCAUCGUGAUUCCAGUAGCAGAACGCGCUAGCACCCUAGCCAAGCUACACGAUGGUCAUCAAGGCAUCACUAAGUGUCAAGCCCGCGCAAAGUCGUCUGCAUGGUGGCCAGGUAUCUCGAUGGCAGUUGCUGAGUAUGUCCGGAAUUGCACCAUCUGCUCCAAGCAUCGCUACCAACCACCGGAGCCUCUUCAACCAACUGAGUUCCCAUCUCUGCCAUGGGAGAGGGUAGGCGUAGACCUCUGCCACUACAAUGGUCAUGACUACCUCGUCGUCGUGGAUUAUUUCUCUCGGUAUAUCCACGCAUCUCCGGUCCGCAGCACGACAUCGCAGUCAAUUAUCAAGGAACUGCUGAAGUUGUUUGCGAUACACGGUGUACCCGAAGUCCUGGUAUCGGACAAUGGCCCGCAAUUCGCCAGUGCCGAGUUCUCAGCCUUCGCAACCGUGAUGAAAGUCAGCCACCGUACGAGUAGCCCGAGAUAUCCGCAGAGCAAUGGUGAGGCGGAGCGAGCAGUACAAACCGUCAAGCGUCUUCUCAAGACUAACGACAACCUUGACGAUGCCCUUCUCGUCUACCGGUCCACACCAUUAGCGAACGGGUUCUCACCAGCAGAACUGCUAUUCGGUCGCCGUCUUCGCACCCGUCUUCCGUCUACGAAGGAAGCGCUCCGUCCCGGCUGGCCGGAUAUCGAAGCACUACGGAAACGUGAGGCAGCCAGCAAGACACGCCAGAGUGCUAGCUAUGAUGCCGCACAUCGAGUACAGCCACUGCCAGUACUAGAGCAAGGUACAAGAGUUUGGAUCCCUGACCUAGAGUCAGAAGCAGUUGUCACUGAACGUACCGAUGAGCGUUCGUAUACCGUAGCCACAGACGACCUCACCGAGUACCGCCGUAACCGUCGCCAUAUCAAGAUACUGCCCGAUGUGCAACCGGCGCCGCAGUUGAAUGCCAGUGCACCUGAACCUCCAUCCGCUGAUGUAGAGUUUCAACCUGCCUUGCGCCGAUCCACACGUCCUUCCCGGCCGCCGCCGAGACUCGACCUGUGA